CCUCGAGUUCUCAGGAGUCGUAUAUCAUGCGUUCUAGACCACCUGGUUCUCCGGGAUAUACCAGGAUAUCAGGUCAACCUAGACCUGGUUCUCCUGAUUUUACAAGGAUAUCAGGACAACCUAGAUCUAGAUCCUCCACCUCACGUCCAGUAGAUCCUAGCUCCUCUCCUCUUCAACCCCACCACGUGACCCCCCGGCGUAUCCGUGAUUAUACUAGUGAUCAGGAGAGUAGGGAUAGAAACUCUAAUCUUACCAGACCCACGCUCCGCCGUCAAAAUACGUUCUCUCUCUCCUCCAGCCGGAGACCAGUCUCAGACGGGUUUUACGACUCCAACUCCCGAACUUUGGAGCGUAAACCGAGGCCCGUUUCCGGAUCGGCGACGGGGGAAAGGAUAGAGAUAUCGCAACGGCAAACCGUUCGAUCGUUGUAUCGAAACUCCGCGCCCCCGGACUCUGCUGAUUCAUAUCGGCGGGAGGCGGGGCGAGAGGCGGAGUUCCGCCGUAGUUCUCACGCCAGUUGUCAUGUGAGGGUUGAAACACCGCCGAUGGGGCGAAGGUUCACUUCGUCGCCGCGUUCGCGAAAAAUUUGACGCUCCAUCUCUCUUCAACUCUUUUAGGCCAUUACCACAUUUAACAUUUUUUAAGUAUGUUUAGUUUGAACACUCUUACACAUUCGUUUAUAAUCAAACAAAGUUUUUGUGAUUUAAGAUUUUUUUACAUGACUAAAAUUUAUUAUAUUUUUGGCGAUAGUCAAAGAAAUUUAAUUACUUGACCCAUUAAAUGUUAUUACGAAUUUAAUUACUGCAAUUGUGUGAUAAUUGAGCAAAUUAAUUUAUUAAAUUAUUGUUCACUUUAAACAGAGCAUUUAUUAAUUAUGAAUGUUUUAUCAUGUCAGGGACUUUCGAGGUAAUUUUCAAGGGAUAUCCCGCUGAUUAAGUGGCAUGUUCGAUUUACAACUGUAGUUUUUUUUAACCUUCUGUCUUAUCAAGGUUCUAGAUAUCCGUAAUUUUCUAACUGAAAGCUGGGACCAAUAAAAGUAUUUUCUAAUUUAUCACAUUAUUUACGAAGGUAUUGUGUUUUCAGCUAGAUUAAUAAGGAUAUCUUCGUCAUCCUUAGACUAAGGUAUAAGGGUACCAUUGUGAAUCGGACUUUGCGCUCUACAAACUGGGGUUCACCUGAAAAUGCGUCAGCAGUCCCUUUAAUUUGUAUUUUAUUCAAUUAAAACCGUACAGUACAACUAGUACAACUAGUACACGUAGUACACGUUCACAUAGUACAUGGAGUAGAAGUGUACAUUUAUUAUGUCUAAUUAAUAAAUCAUUGUAAAGAAA
Molecule: messenger RNA, 1331 nt
Organism: Eurytemora carolleeae
Lineage: Eukaryota; Metazoa; Arthropoda; Copepoda; Calanoida; Temoridae
Exons: 2
Coding region: 27-590 (187 amino acids)
Source: RefSeq, a predicted model, not a curated record